AUGACAUCUACACCUCAAUCAACGUAUAAUGUCUAUGACGAUGAACAACCUUUAUCAACCAGUCUCGGUUACCAACUUGAAAAAAUUAUUAAUUAUCUAUUGCGUCGUUCAUGUGCCGAUGGUGUUCAUCAUUCAGUUCGAAACACCACUGAACAAGUAGCCAAAGGUGAUCAAGAUCUCGCUGCAUCAAAACAAAAACAAUUUGUUACUAUUGGAUUAUCGGGUGGAAGUCUGGUGCAAAUUCUUGCAAAUACUCUACCUUAUCUUCAAUUACCAUGGCCACAGAUAAGAUUCUUUUUUGUGGAUGAACGUCAUGUACCAUUUACGUCCAACGAGUCAACUUAUCACGCGUAUGAUCAACAAUUAUUUCGACAAUUACCAUUAACACAAGAUCAUGUUAUAAAAAUUAAUGCUGAUUUGACGGUAGAAGAGUGUGCAAAAGAUUACGAAGACAAACUACGACGUCUUCUACAGGAAUCAUCAACAAACGAACCGAGUGCUGUUCAAUCGACUAAUGACGAAACAUUUGACAUUCUGUUGUUGGGUAUGGGUCCUGAUGGACAUACUGCAAGUCUAUUUCCUAAUCAUAAAGUAUUAGAUGUUGACAACUGUCUAGUCACAUAUAUAAAAGAUAGUCCAAAACCCCCUCAAGAACGAAUUACGUUAACUUUAACGACGAUUAACAAAGCUAAACAUGUGCUGAUUGUGGCAAUGGGUGAAGCAAAAUCUCAAAUAGUGAAAGAAGUGAUUAAAGACAAAAAUGAACAAUAUCCUAUCGGGAAAAUAAGACCAGCAAUAAAAACACAAGUACGAUGGUAUCUCGAUAAGCAAGCUGCUAGUCAACUAUGA
Molecule: messenger RNA, 849 nt
Organism: Didymodactylos carnosus
Lineage: Eukaryota; Metazoa; Rotifera; Eurotatoria; Philodinida; Philodinidae
Source: the annotation of a GenBank genome assembly